Messenger RNA from Linum trigynum, 1758 nucleotides. NCBI's taxonomy places the organism in Eukaryota, Viridiplantae, Streptophyta, Magnoliopsida, Malpighiales, Linaceae. The record is from the annotation of a GenBank genome assembly.
AAUUAUUAUAAGUAGAAACCAUUAAUAGUACUAUAAUUAUAUAUUGAUUCUAAUAUAUUCCUAACAGAAGGGGAGUUUUACGAUACCCAGAGUGAAAUUCGGGGUACCGCCUACCUUGAGUAAGAAAACGCUAUCCAGAACUUGAAUUGACUAAUCUUUCGGACAUGAUACUAUACUUUAACCCUUAAAGAUCAAAAUCUAGGUCUUGAUUCUCUAAAUCUUAUACCCCAAGAUCAAUUUAAUUAGAAACAAUAAUCGACGGUUAUGAUUCGUCCAAAUAUAGGCAAAAACAUGCGACUUUGAAGGAGAAGCUUACCCAUGCACCCAUCAUGAUGGCUCCAGAUUGGUCUCUACCUUUUGAGCUAAUGUGUGAUGCGAGUGAAUAUGCGGUUGGAUCUGUUCUUGGUCACCGACGCGAUAAGCAUUUGCAGCCUAUCUACUACGCGUCGAAGACCUUGAACGAUGCUCAGGAGAACUACACCACCACCGAAAAGGAGCUGCUAGCCGUGGUGUAUGCCUUCGACAAGUUCUGACCUUAUUUGGUGCUUUCUCAUGUCGUGGUAUAUACCGACCACUCGACCAUCCGCUACUUGAUGACAAAGGUUGACGCCAAGCCGAGACUCAUCCACUAGAUUCUACUUCUACAGGAGUUCGAUAUAGAGAUCUGUGAUAAGAAGGGAGCAGAAAAUGUUGCAGUAGAUCACCUUUCACGGUUGGAAGCCUUUCAGGUGGACAACUUCGUGGAGGAGAUCAACGACUCCUUCCUGGACGAACGACUUCUGGCAUUAUGCUUGGUGGAGAUUGGAGAGUGUCACUUCUUGGUUUUCUGGUCUUGCCAAUUAUCUGGUGGGCAAGCAGUUACCCAAGGGGAUGACUACUCACGCUAAGUGAUAACGAUGUAAUUGCACAUGUUUGCGCCCCUAGUUCUUAUCCGUUUGAGGGGCAUAGUCGUGUACUUUUGGCCUAUUUUACGUCGGGUUGUGCUAUUUUGUCAUGUUUCAGGUCCCAGGUGUCAAAGGGAAGGCUAAGCACGAGUUUCGGGGCAUUCGGAAGUCAUUUCGAUGAGCUGGAGCCAAAACACGGGCAGCCUAAGGCAUUACACGGCCGUGUACUGCUGGCCGUGCUUUUUAUGCCGAGAGCAAAUUCAGUUUGGCCAAUUCAGCUACAAACACGGGCACCGAAGCACGGCUGUGUUCAGUCAAAGCACGGCCGUGUACAUUGCGAAGCACGGCCGUGUUUAACCCACUUGCUGGCCGUGUAAUUAAGCCCUGGCCGAGGCACGGGCGGAUUCAGGCAAAGCACGGCCGUGCCGUCGACCGUGCUUUGGCCACUGAUGCUUUUAAGCCGAUUUUCAGCCAAAGGAGAAGAGGAGAGUUGGGUUUUGGAUCCCAAACACCCAAGGGACGAACCAAAGAGAGAGAGGGCGAUUUGAGGACAUUCUUGGAGUGGAAUUGGAGGAUUUCUUUGCCUUGGAAGCUCGAGGAACAAGCCCGGACUUGAAGACUGAUCAUCUGAAGAUUCUUACUGCAGUCUCUCUCUUCUCUAUGGAGUAACUUCCCUUCACUUAGGUUUUGAGGAACCCUAGCUAUGUUUGUUUGAUUGGAUGAUUGUAUGAGUACUCUGACUUGAUAAUCUUGAGUUCAUAUUCAAUCUAUGCAUGUUUUCAUGAUUCAAUUCUGCUUUAGUCGAGAUUAUUGAUUCUGCUUUGAUUCUAUGAGAGGGAAUACCUGAUUAGGUCAAUAGAGCACCAUAGAUUGA